ACGAAUAGUUUUAUCGUUGCUAUGGAUGGAUGAUUUCGAAAAUUAUUCGUACGUAAAGAGAAAAGGAUUUUAUUCUCGGAUGCAUUAAACUAUCUUCGAAAGUUCGGUUUACGUUUCACGAUAUACGAAACGUUUAAAACUUUUUCGAACGAUCGAAUAGCGAUCAACUUUUUCCUUUCUUUCUUCGACAAUUUUCGAAGAUACUUAUGAAAGUAUAUAAGUAUAUGCUUAUGAGUUUGUAUAUGUAUAUGUAAAGAUGCGAUCUUGAUAUCGAAUCUGAGUAUCAAUCUGAGCACGAUCUCCCUUUUUGAAUCGCUGCAUUGUGCGACGCGACGACGAUCAGCUCAGUGUAAAUAAGGCACGAUCCACGCCUACGUGUGUAUAACUUACCGUAUUACUCUUUAUUUCAAUCAAAUCAUUUCACAAUCUUCAAUAAAAAAUAAAUACAGUUUAAACGUGUUUUCUUGAAUUUGUGGAUAAAAAUUGUGAUACGUGAACGAAUAAUCUAAGUGAGAAUAUUUUUCAACAAUUGUUUUCCAUGUUAUUGCAAUUUAAAAUAGAAGACGAACUUCGUUCUUAAUAUCACUCAGUGAGAUCGCGUUACAAACAAUAUUAUAAAUAUUAAUUAAAUAAAAUAUAGUAUCAUUGUCUAUGCUGGUUAAUAACAACGAUCCAUAUUUCCUGACAUUUUACCUGCAAAAUUCUUUCUUCUAUUUAUAUUUCGUUUCUCUCGACGAUACUGAAAUCUAUUACCGAACAUGGUAAAUAAAAGUGAUCUCGUUGGAGAGAUCGCGUUCGACUCGUUUAUGUACGUAUACGUGCGUGCCAAUGCUGAAAUUUUAGAGGUGUAAUUAUGCACGUGCACGUGCAGCAAUGUCAAUAUUCGUGGCAUAGUUGAUCACACAAUUUCGAGUUAGUGAUUUUCAAAUUACCGACCAGAUAAUUAAAUCGAGUUAAAUCGUUUAAUAUGGCAUAUUCUUUGUCACAAAUUUUAACUACCUUUCGCGCGAUAAACACCUUUCACGAAAACUUUUUCUAGUUUGAGAGUGUAGAGGUGUAAAUUUUUGGAAAAAAAUUGGAAAAAAAACGAACGAAAUUUUCUUAACAAAAAGAAAAGUUUGGAACUUUAAGUGUAACUUUAAGUUGAAAAUUGCUGGAUCGAAUGUACAUUAUACAAAUUUUGUAAAAACUCUUUGACGAAAGUUAAUGUGAUCUUCCAGGAUUAUGUUCCAAGACUUUUACUAAUUUUUUCUUUUCUCAAAAUUGAAUUUCUUUUGGUUAUUAUCUAGUACAAUAAAAUAAGAAUAAAGAAGAAGAUUGAAAGAACGAGUAUUACCAUUAACGAAUAAGCUAGACAUUUGAGAAAUGUGCAAAAUCUAUAUGUGCAACUCGGAACGUCCAUGCAAAGCGUGUACAAAAUUCUAAAAAUCAAAUUCUUAGAAUAAGGAUUAUUCGUUCAUUUAUAUCGUGAACGAUCAUCGACACAAUUAUACAUCCUUGGCACGUUUAAUUCGAAGUAUUAAAAAGAGGGGGCGAAAUUCAAAUGGAAAGGAAACGAAACAAGAAGAAAUCUCCUCUAUCUAUAUAAAACGUAAUUCGAAGAAUAAUGAACGCGAAGCAGGCCGCACAGCUGGACCGUGACGAUAGCAUUAAAUUCAUCCGAUCCACCCUCUCCUCGACAAUUACUCGUCUCAAUGACAAUUACUUUCCACGGACGGUGUUCAAUUCACCGAAACGCGCAUACACGCUCGCCGCCUGCCUAACCACGAGCCACCCCCAUUUCCCUAUUUCUGGGACCGCAUCUCCAAACCUUUCUCCCCAAAAAACGCUCUGCCCGAUAAUCCGAGCAUUCAAUAAUCGUACACAAUAGUCCGAUAGAUCUGGUUCCGUUGUCGUCCGUCGUCGAUGAGGGAAAAAAAAAAAAAACAGGAGAAGAAGAAGGAUUUUCCAAACUUUUCGAAAAGAUUUUUUCGAAAAUCGUGCGCGUUCCAAUAUGCUUGCACAGUUUUGCAGUGGAGUUGCAUACACAGAGAGAGAGAGAGGUAUCUGUAUUAGAACGGGGGCGGUUGGGGGAGGGUCGAUGGGGGUGGUUACCGGGAUUUUCAGUACGCGCGCGAUCGCCGUGCCGAAAACACGGCCACAGCGACGUGUUCCGUUCGCGCGACUUCUCGGGGGACGGGGACGUUUCGCCUGUCCUCCUCCAUCAUUCGAACUCGAAUCGGCGAAAAUAAGGGGAAGUAAAGUAAAGUAAGCUCGCUUUGAAGCAGGCGGUGAGAUAGAAAUUAACAGAGAUCGGAACGUACGGUGAUGGAUCUCGUUUUCGGAUUCGCGCUUGGUGGUGGUGAAUCUCACGCGAGUUGAACGACUAUCGGUAAUCAAAAUCGUGGUGAACGAUAAUAUUUAUUUUGUACGUAAAACGUAUAUAAAAUAAACGAUCGUGGACAAUCGUGAUAUCGGGAAGGGGGAAUAAUAGUGGAAAAAGAUUAGCGGAAGUGGCGAAGGAGCAAAUGAUCCAAGGAUCGUUAUUUUCAUUAUCGUAUUGGUGGAUCUAUCGAAGAUUCGAUGCCGUUCGAAAACGAGACAGAACGAAGUAAGAACGAAGUGACGAUGAACGAACGUUAUCUUAUAAUGUCGAGCGCAAUCGACGAUUCCCGAUCGUAAAUAAUCGGCGAGCGACGGAAGAUUUGUCCCGGAAGAUUAGCUCCUCUCUCUCUCCCUCUCUCUCUCUCGUCUUUUCCAAACGACGAUGCCCGGUUGAAGAGAAUAUCCGCGAAGAGAAGCCGAGAGGCGGGGGAGAAGCUGUGAAUUAGAAUGCCGACGAUUCAUCGACUCGUGAGAAUGCUUCGAUUCGGACCCGGCUCGUGAGAUACAAACAGGAUUGGCCAACUUGAGAGUCGGUUUGAUGCGUUGAAAAGCUGCCUUGGCUAUAUACGUAAACAAGAGAAGGGCAAAAAAAGAUAUAGAUCUUCUCGAAAACGGCAGACAUUCUUCGAUCAAUCCAGGAGAGCGCACGAUGGACGGAAAUGCGGAAAUCGCUGAGCGGAAGUCAUCGUCAAUGGAGCGGGGGUAAAGCGCCAUGGCGAAUCAAACGGCCAAUUACUAUGGGGACGUUUAUCAAUGGAAUCACACGGUGUCGUCGGUCGAGCGAGAUACGCGGACGGAAUAUUACCUGCCGAAUUGGACGGAUCUCGUUUUGGCGGGGCUGUUCACCAUGUUGAUCAUCGUCACUAUAGUGGGCAACACUUUGGUAAUUGCCGCUGUGAUAACAACUAGGCGUCUACGGUCCGUUACUAAUUGUUUCGUGUCCAGCUUGGCCGCUGCGGAUUUGCUGGUUGGUUUGGCCGUGAUGCCACCAGCAGUGCUGUUACAGCUCACAGGUGGUACCUGGGAGUUGGGCCCGAUGCUCUGCGACUCGUGGGUCUCCCUCGACAUUCUUCUCUGUACUGCCAGCAUACUAUCGUUAUGCGCCAUAUCCAUAGACAGGUAUCUAGCUGUAACUCAACCGUUGAUAUACAGCCGGAGGCGACGUAGCAAGAGAUUGGCCGGUCUAAUGAUCGUCGCAGUAUGGGUGUUAGCCGGCGCCAUCACCAGUCCACCUUUGCUAGGAUGCUUUCCACGUGCGACGAAUCGCGACAUUAAAAAAUGCUCGUAUAAUAUGGACUCCUCGUACGUGAUAUUUUCCGCGAUGGGUUCGUUUUUCCUACCGAUGCUGGUGAUGCUUUACGUUUACGGGAGGAUAUCUUGCGUGAUCGCCAGCCGCCAUAGAAAUCUCGAAGCAACCGAGAGUGAAAAUGUUCGACCACGGCGCAAUGUCUUGAUCGAACGCGCGAAAAGUAUCAGAGCGCGAAAAACGGAAUGCGUGACCAACAGUGUGACAUGCGACAGGCCAUCCGACGAGGCAGAACCUUCUAGCACGAGCAAAAAGUCCGGAAUCGUUCGCAGUCAUCAGCAGAGUUGUAUCAACAGAGUCGCUCGAGAAACAAAAACAGCUGGCACUUUGGCGGUGGUCGUAGGUGGAUUCGUGGCCUGUUGGUUACCAUUCUUCAUCCUUUAUUUGGCCACUCCUUUUGUGCCUGUCGAACCACCCGAUAUCUUGAUGCCUGCGCUAACUUGGCUAGGGUGGAUUAAUUCGGCUAUAAAUCCAUUUAUCUACGCCUUCUAUUCGGCCGACUUUAGGCUUGCGUUCUGGCGAUUGACCUGUCGAAAAUGUUUCAAAAGUAGAACCAAUUUGGAUCCCAGUAACCGGAAAUUACCAGCAUCGGCUAAUUGGAAAAAAGACACAACGAGAACGUGAAGAUAGGGGAAUGAACGUUGAUACAAUCACCCCUUAGGUCGUGAUGAUAACGAGGAUCACUGUGAUUUAUUUAAGCGCGAUUCACAUCGAUCAUAUUCACCUAAUUUAUACAAAGCGUACAUUCUCGCAUUCAAACUAAAUGAAUUUUUUUAAUAAUUUAAGAAACAGAUAAAUAACAGGUGUAUGUAAAAUGCGAAUAUCUUUAUUAUUCGGGAGAUCGUACCAAACGUUAUAAAUGCAAAAUGAUACAUAUUAUUGCGAAUAUAAUUAAUAUAGAAAAUUUUUAUAUAACAGAAUCUAAUAGAAUAUAAUUUAGAGAUAGAUAAAAUGAAAAGAAUUAUUUUUUAUUUCUUUAUUCGAUUCUCCUUUUAUACAAAACAAUAAGAAAUUACUAUUUUAAUAUUGAAACCGAAUAUAAUAAUAAUCAUCAUCCGAAUGAUACAUUUAUUCGCAAAAAUUCAAGCACUUUACUCGAACAAUCGUGCAUACACACGCACAACGACUGCACAAUGUAAAAUCGAAUAAAAAAAGCAGACAAAAGGAAAAUUUAUUUAUUUAAAUAAUGACAACACUUGAAGUUUGUUUACAAUUGGUUAUAUCGAAACGAUGCAUACGUAAAAUAAAAUUCGUAGAAUCCAACAAACAAUAAGUAAUAACCGUAGGAAAUAGUCUUCCUUUUAUCAUUACAGUAUAUCUUGUCUUGUAUUUAUCGACGCAUAGAUAUCUGUAAAUGUAGAAAGUAUGCAAGUAUACGGAUUUUAUAACGUC
Molecule: messenger RNA, 5062 nt
Organism: Apis cerana (Asiatic honeybee)
Lineage: Eukaryota; Metazoa; Arthropoda; Insecta; Hymenoptera; Apidae
Product: tyramine receptor 1
Biological process (GO): positive regulation of MAPK cascade; adenylate cyclase-activating adrenergic receptor signaling pathway
Cellular component (GO): plasma membrane
Molecular function (GO): G protein-coupled receptor activity
Source: RefSeq, a predicted model, not a curated record